CAGGUCAAGUUCUGUAGGCUUGAAAAAUAGUAAACAUCCAGACUAGGAGAAAUUCAGAGCUUAGCAGGCACAAGACCUUUGUGGCUUGGUCUGAUUGUGAAGAAAGAGAAGAAGGAAAAAUCAGAACAGUGGUAAUUCUGACAUGAAGAAGCUUCUGUUGAUUGAUCUUGAUUGUGGUGUUGAUGAUGCUCAGGCUUUAAUGAUGGCUCUGGCAAAUCCCAAUGUAGAAGUCCUGGGGCUUACUUGCACUUAUGGGAACAGCCUGUUGGAAAAUACAUGUAGAAAUGUGCUCCGUGUGUUACAAGUUUGUAAUAAGCUUGAGAUUCCAGUUUAUCCAGGUGCUUCUGCUCCUAUACUUGGCGGACCUGUUUCAGGGGCAUUGUUCCAUGGUAAAGAUGGAUUGGGUGAUGUUCCAGAUCCUAAUGCUCCAGGAAUAGAACUUCUGCAGAAAGAAAACGCUGUAACUGCAAUAUUAAGAAUAGUCAAUGAGCAACCAGGUCAGGUAUCUCUGGUUGCCCUCGGUCCACUGACAAAUAUCGCACUAGCAGUGAAAAUGGACCCAUCACUUCCCAAGAAACUUAAAAAUGUGUUUAUCAUGGGAGGAAAUACUGAAUCCAGAGGAAAUAUUAAAGUGUGUGGAGAAUUCAAUUUUGCAACUGAUCCUGAAGCUGCUUACAUUGUCUUAAAUGAGUACACCUGCCCAAUGUAUAUUGCAGCUUGGGAGUUCACCUGUGCCUGCUCACUGUCCUGGGAAUUCUACCAUGAAUGGGUAAAUCAGAAUACUAAGAAAGCCAUGUUCAUGAAGAAAAUAUUUGCUCAUUCUUUCAAAAUGGCAAAGCCUCACUUAGGUUUUGUUUCUUGCGACUCCUACGCUAUGGCUGCUGCCAUUGAUGAGAACUUUGUCACGGAAGUCACAGUAAUUGGUGUAAGUGUUGAGCUCAGUGGUUCCCUAACUAGAGGAAUGAUGGUAAUGGAUUGGUCUGACCAUCUGAAAAAGGAACACAAAGCAUUUGUAAUGAAAAACUGUGAUUUGGGGAAAUUCCAGGCACUUAUGAUGGCUGCUUUAAAAUGAAAUGGGCUUAUUGAGGUUCUGUUCCCAAUUGUUGAUGUUAAGUUACUCCUGCUGUGCAAACCAAGGUUUUCAUGAAACACUAAAAUAGCCUCCCAUGCAAAGGAUCAACAUAGACUCAUUCUACUUUUUCUGAAGAAUGUAAUAAUCUUUUAAUAUUUUUGCCAGCAUAAAAGAUAUACACUGAACUUAUUUUUUUCUUCUUUGGCACUACGAUUGUCUGAAUUCUGUUCACUGAGUCGUCUGUAGUCAUGAACUCUUCAGGAAAAUAAGAGUUAUGCAUCCCUGGGAAGGAUUCAUGAACCGGGCCCUUUGAGCAAACUCUAUACAUUUAAAUAAAUAAACUAACUAACUAAUGGCUCCAACAUGAUGUCUGUAUUCUCUCUCCUAUGAGGCACUACCAGAUGUUGCUACAGCUACCAUAUGAUCAAAAAUAAUUUUCUCUUAAAAAUGUAUGGCAAAAAACCCCUCAUAAAUCUCCAAAAAUAAUUCAUAUGGUCAAUUUUAAUGGAAAUACAGUAUUCAGUUUGCUUGUGUGUAAAGCAUUCAAAAAUAAUUUAUAAAAACUUUCUUAAAAGAGCACAUAAUAAAUCUCAGCAAAUACUUUGAUACACUCAAAUUCUUUCAUUCAGUACAAGUUAGAGAGUAGGAUAGGGCAGAAGGACUACUAUAUCAUGGACAUGCAUAUCCAUGAUAAUAUUGCCACAGAUAUCUUCCUGUUGUAAGGUCAGACUAGUAAACAUAGCAAUUUUCAGGAGAAUUAUGAUUCUGAGACUGAUAGUAUCUUCCCAAGAUAUAAAACACGAAGCUUGGUGUUACCCUAAGGGUCCUCAAAUGCUGGAAUCUCCCUCGCUUGCAGGAUGUGCGGCCUUGAGGAAUGAGUAGAGUUCCAGGAGCUCUGACAUUCGAAAGCAGGCCGUCCCCUUCUGCCCAAGACUUGGAUGGAUGAAUCUAUCUUUGGGGGGUGCUGUUCCAGUGGGUGGGGUCCUUAUGAUUCCAUAUGUAUAACUGACUGCCAGAUGUUGCUACAGCCACCAAAUGAUGUAUUAAUUUUUGCUAUACUUCUUGGGAUAUAAAUGCUUGUGUAAUAGUUGUCUUUUGCUUCCAUUGAGCUAAUUACUAUUUUCAAUAAAUGGUAUCAGCGUUAGAAGCAUAUUCCAACUGAAAACUAAUCUCUGUUAAUAAACUAAAUGGCAACAUAAAUAGUAUGUGUUUUUCAAUUAGAAAAACACUUCUCUUAUGCACUUUUGCUCUAAUAAUUAUGGUGAUAUUAUUAUUACUAGCCACAGAGAACACCCAACAAGAGGUAAUGACACUGUAAUUAUUGUGAGGAACUAUUAUUAUAUCAAAGUGAAUGUUAUUAUGACCCAGGGCACCAAGAUAAUCAAGGUAUGCUAUCAGGAAAUAUGGAAGACCUAAGCUGCUCUAAGAACUCUUUUCUUUGAAAUCAUUGUCCUUUCACAACACAACAUGAUUUGUAUUUCUUGAGCAGAAUACGCCAAAUACGUCCUAUCACUUACUGAAAUCCUUUCCAAUCCCACUGUUUCCAAGAAGCGCUCAGAACAAUUACCUAUUCACCAUAUCCACUCUUGCAGGAAAGCUUAAGAAUCACAUUUAUCCAAAAGGAAAAUCACCCUGAACUUAAGAAUGUAAGAAAGACAUAGGACUGUAUCAGGCAAACAGCCCUUCUCAAGUAAACAAUGAAUCUUCAAAGUCCUCCCUACACUGCAGCAGAGAUAUUUGCAGCCAUUUGAAUUUCUUGCUCAUCCUUUUCUUUUCAACAGCUUUCUAUUUUUGUUAGAUAAAUCUCUUUCUUCCACAUUCCCAGACCAUUAUUUGGGGG
This is a messenger RNA of Candoia aspera, 2912 nucleotides long. Its product is annotated as inosine-uridine preferring nucleoside hydrolase-like. Gene Ontology annotation, molecular function: hydrolase activity, hydrolyzing N-glycosyl compounds. The record is from RefSeq and is a predicted model, not a curated record. NCBI's taxonomy places the organism in Eukaryota, Metazoa, Chordata, Lepidosauria, Squamata, Candoiidae. The transcript has 7 exons. Bases 143 to 1072 code for a protein of 309 amino acids.